CAGAUCAAGCAUCUGUGUGGUCUCCCUGAUCCAUAGAGGCCUCAUAGCUUUUUGCAGGACUUGAAGGUUAUGUCUUGGUGUCAGAUACCACAGCACAACUUCAGAUGUCUCGUAGAGUCCAUGCUUCGACACAUAAGAGCUGUUUUGGCAGCACAAAGGGACCUACCUAGUAUUAGGCAGUUGGUUUAAUGUAAUGGCUGAUCGGCAAGUAUGGAUAUAUGUUUCACACAGACCUGCAUCGUGCUUCUCUGUCAAUUUUUUUUACCCCUAAAACAGGAUGUGUUUCAUUCCUUGUAUAACUUUCUUUUCCAGCAGUCAGUUCUAAUAUGAUUGUCCCUGAUCUUGAAUCGCCAGGUACUGUAAUCAGCCACAAGAGGGAACCGUUUACCUGCAUAGUUCGCUACACCAGCGUAAACUCUGAUUAGAGACAAAAACUAAACAAUAAAACACUGCGCUGUUAUAUUUUGCGUAAAAAAAAGACUGGUCCUAUAGAUAUUGAAGUUCCGAUGUGCUGAAUCUCUUAUUGAUGACUUCAUGAAGUAGAUCCACUUUUCCACUUGAUACAGCUGAUCACAGUGAGCACUGCCAUGGCGGAUGGGGUAGACCUGAGCCGAAAGUUUGUUUCAGAAUCGGAGUUAGACGAGAAGAGAAAAAAACGGCAGGAGGAAUGGGAGAAAGUUCGCAAGCCCGAUGAUCCUGAAGAGGUCCCUGAGGAGGAGUAUGACCCUCGAUCCCUGUUCGAGAGGCUACAAGAGCAGAAGGAUAAAAAGCAGGAGGAAUACGAGGAACAAUUCAAAUUCAAAAACAUGGUAAAAGGCUUGGAUGAGGACGAAGCCCACUUUCUGGACGAAGUGUCACGGCAGCAGUGCCUUGUAGAAAAGCAGAGGAGAGACGAGGAUAAACAGGAGCUUCAGGAAUACAGGAGUGCUUUGAAGAAACUGGUGUCUAGUGAGAGUCAAAAGAAGGAGCCAGAGAAAAAGGCUGCACCCAAACCACCAGAACAGAAGACCAGCCAUCUGUCUCAGGCGCACCUACUGGCCGGUGCGGUCAAACGCCGCAGUUCUUCUCAGUCGUCAGAGAGCAGUAAGAAGCAGAAAGUGGAGACGACGACGACGGCAGCACCAGAAACAACUGGUAACGGCAGUCAGACAGAACAGGAAACAGUGGGGCAGAAACCGGUGCCUAGUGCAGGAGUGACACGAGGGGGCAUGCUCCACCGACCCUCUGCAGCCAUGUGUGUGGGCAUCCUGCCAGGCCUCGGGGCCUACUCGGGCAGCAGCGACUCCGAGUCGAGCAGUGAUAGCGAAGGUAGCGUGGAAGGAACAACCUCUUCCAUAAAGUGCCACAGACUGUUCAGAUAGACACACUUGACGAGCCACACGGUCAUCCACAUUUAUUUCUUCCUUAUUACUUCUUGGCUCCUCCCGUUUUUGCCCUUUUAGCUGGGCGGGUCACGGUUGCUUGAUGUCAAUGAUGGUAUCAGUAAUUUGCCGUUCAGAAUUUCUGGAUGUUUGCUUUUAAUAAGUCUUUUUUCCUAAUCUGACUUAAUACUAAUUAAAGGCUGCUUUAACAGUAAUUGGCACUGUGGUCAUUGAUGUGUUGUGUAUUGAAAUAUGACUCCUCCCCCAUCAUCCCCAUAUUACAUUCCAUACAGUUUAAAUCCCUGCACCUAAACCUGGCGACGACACCCUACGCGCCUCCAUGGCUUCUGCCGAGCUGCUGACCAAAGGGACGACGACUGACGUCUGUGGAUCGAAGAGAAGGCUGCUUUAUGUCACUUAAUCGGAUAUCUUCAGUACCAUCAUAUGAGAGAAGCAGACUGUUCUGAGCAGUGCUGGGUUGGAAGAGGUAGAAAUAAUGUCGUUCAGAAGGUCCUUGUUUUUGUGUGUGUGUGUGUGUGUUUUUUUUUUUAAUGCUGCAAUGCUAAAAAUGCUGGAUAUUUUAUGAACUGUUCCCUAUAAGGAUAUGAAUGUGUGUGAAAGCUGGAUGGGACAUUAAAGCCAAAAGGGAAAAGAAAAGUUUAUCGUGUUUUGUUUUUUUCCUCUCUCAUGGUGUUUAAAAUGAAAGUCACUUUAAUCAACUAUAUUUAACCAAAUGAAAUCUCACUAAUUGCAGAAGCGUGCUCUCCAUUAUCCAUUCCAUAAACACUAGAUUGCAGGUUAAAGAGCUCUUUGUGCAUGCACAUGUAAUAUGAUGUGAUCUCAGGACACCUGAAGCAACACCUCAAGUGAAAUUUAUUGACCUGAGUACUGUAACAAAACAAAACAAAAAAAGACCAACCAAACUGUAUAAAAGCAAAAAAGAACAUCACCAUAACCAUGGUACUAUACAAUUGACAAAUUACAAAGCACUACAGAAAAGAUUACAAUUAGGAAAGAUAAUAUCUUUUAAAACACAUAAAUAUACAUUCAAAGGUUCUCAGCCCCUCUAGGAAUGUUUAGCAGGGGUUCCUCAGCUCUAGUUCUCAGUCCCUUUUGAGCUUGAAGGUCCUCUUUUUCCCAACAGCUUGGUCGUGAGCCGCUCUUGCUCCCGUUUUUCCGAGGGCUGGAGUUGACAACCCCUGCAUUAGAGGAGUUAGUGUCUGACACACACACACACAUAACCUUACAUUGCAUCUUGAUUUAGAACUUGGCAUUUGUAAAACCAAUAAAUAAAAACAUUUAUUUAUUAAAAACAA
Hemibagrus wyckioides is the source of this 2677-nucleotide messenger RNA. It is a transcript of the gene psme3ip1, whose product is annotated as proteasome activator subunit 3 interacting protein 1. The transcript has 8 exons. NCBI's taxonomy places the organism in Eukaryota, Metazoa, Chordata, Actinopteri, Siluriformes, Bagridae. The record is from RefSeq and is a predicted model, not a curated record. Bases 588 to 1361 code for a protein of 257 amino acids. Gene Ontology annotation, cellular component: nucleus.